Drosophila albomicans is the source of this 495-nucleotide messenger RNA. RefSeq names its product component of gems protein 1. Lineage: Eukaryota; Metazoa; Arthropoda; Insecta; Diptera; Drosophilidae. The transcript has a single exon. The record is from RefSeq and is a predicted model, not a curated record. The coding region runs from base 135 to 491 and encodes 118 amino acids.
GCUUCUUCUGACCUCACUUCUUGUUGUUCUCUUGAUCUUCGAUUUUUUCUUCAGAUUCGCCAGACUUCAUUGACUCGGAUUCCGAAUCAGAAUCAUUACACAAUAUUACCAAAAGACAAUAUAUACCUGGACCUAUGCCAAUGCCAAUGCCUAUGCCCAUGCCAAUGCCAAUCGCUCAGCCUAUUCCGAUCGCAGCUCCUCGCAUCUAUUACCCUCCCUAUCAGCCCGCGCCAAUGGCUUGGCCUAUGCCCGUGUAUAUACCUCCGACGCAAGUCAUAACGCAACCCAUAGUUAUUCUUCCCAUUGGCGUAUCGAGUUUUGCAGGCGUGAGCUACACUCCCAGUCAAUAUUAUGGACCAGCCGCCUACUAUCCCACCUAUGCCACACAAUACACCACACAGACACCUUACUAUGGCAACUUCAACAACAACAACAAUAAUAAUAAUUAUAAUGACUACAAUAACAAUAACAAUUACAAUACGUAUGGAUAAUAAA